Messenger RNA from Plutella xylostella (diamondback moth), 1810 nucleotides. RefSeq lists its product as uncharacterized. Lineage: Eukaryota; Metazoa; Arthropoda; Insecta; Lepidoptera; Plutellidae. Gene Ontology annotation, molecular function: sequence-specific DNA binding. The record is from RefSeq and is a predicted model, not a curated record.
AGUUAGGAUACUUAGGAUCCACUUCCGUUUUCAGGACUUUAUAGUUAGUUUUACUGUAAGUACUUAGUUAAGUAAGUAACUAGUUAAUAAGAAAUAAAGGCGGAAGGAAGCUCGCUAAAUUUAAUAAAAACUGAGGCACCCUAUAAAUGUCAAUUUCAUGUUACGACGAGCCGACACACACACAUUCACACUCAAAGUAAGUCGGUGCGCCGCCAUUACGUCGCGGACCUUGGCACACUAAACACGUAGUCGUUGUUUGAAAAGUAAUAAAAAUAUGCCGUCCUGCGUUGUUAAAUCCUGCAGGAAUCACAGUGGUAUUAAGAAAAAAUGUGAAGGGAUCACUUUUCACAGAUUUUCUAAACAAAAUGACAUAUGGAGAAAAACGUGGAUCGAUAUAAUAAGGGACGUUAGGGGUGAUAAUAAUUGGAAUCCUUCCAAAUCCAGCGUCAUUUGCAGUAUUCAUUUUGAUGCAAAUGAUUUAUACGCCACUAAAGAAGGAUCUCUUCGCGUUGUCACUUAUGCAGUGCCAAAAAAGUAUUUAUUUAACCCACCCAACAUACAAGAGCAUCGACCUGAUGAACCGAAAAUUUCCAGUGUUGUUAAAGAAGAGAGCCCAAACGUAAAAGAAGAACCACUGGCCUCAAAUUUGGAACAACCAUCGAUGUCAGAACAAUCUGGUGAUCCAAGGACGUCUUUGCCAAGCCCAAAAGUAAAAGAAGACCCACUAGCCUUAACUUUGGAACAGCCAUCGAUGUCAGAAGAAUCUGGUGAUCCAAGGACGUCUUUGCAUUUAUUGCCAAGCCCAAAAGUAAAAGAAGACCCACUAGCCUUAACUUUGGAACAGCCACCGAUGUCAGAAGAAACUGGUGAUCCAAGGACGUCUUUGCAUUUUUUGCCGAGCCCAAAAGUGAAAGAAGAAGCACUAACCUCAAAUUUGGAACAACCAUCGAUGUCAGAACAAUCUGGUUGUCCCAGCUUGCCGUUGCUGGUCUCACAAAGUUCAUCUAUGUCUGAAGCAGCCUUAUGUUUGGAGCAGCCAUUGAUUACUCCAAAUUCUCCAAUCACAUCUCUGCCACCAAUUUUAGCUACAUCAUCGGCACCCGACCAUCAAGAACUCGAUUUUAACCAACCCAUGUCAAUACUGUACACUCAUCGACGUAUGAAGUACGAUCUGAUGAAGAAGGCUACAUUGAUACAAAAACAAAAAAGGAAGAUAAAAGUUUUAAACCAGAAAGGGCACCGUUCUUGAUUUUUCCCGGAUACUUUCCCAGCUACGACGAUUACUCAAAUUUAGCCCUCGCAAUGAGAAUAGCAAAUUUUUUAAUUAUGAUGGUGAUAAUUCCAACGAUGAUUUUAACUGACACGCUAGCUAUCAGUCACCUUAUCAUACUUUCUUGCAAAUUCGAGAAUUUAAGAGGAUUUUUUAAAAGCCUGCGGAAAGAUUUCAUGUCUCAAGAGGUCUCCAUUUCUGAAUUGAAGCAGAAAUGUCUCGAUGGAGUGAUUAUGCACCAGAAAUUGAUAAGUAUAAAAGACAAGCUACACAACUGUUUUGGUGUGAUGAUUUCAAUAGAAGUGCUCCAGGGAUCGUUUGUGGUGGUGUUACUAUUAUUGAGAGUGGCGUUGUCGCCUCAAAUAACGGUCAAUCUGAUAAUGAUGAAUGGGGGCUUCAUGUUGACCAUCAUGACACAACUGGCCUGGUACAUGUGGAAUGCCGGAGAUAUUACACACCAAGCGUCGUUGAUAUCGGAUGCGAUAUUCCACUGCGGCUGGCACCUGCGCGGGGUGUCGGACGCGGGGCGCGGGGCGGCGG